Miscanthus lutarioriparius is the source of this 402-nucleotide messenger RNA. The record is from the annotation of a GenBank genome assembly. NCBI's taxonomy places the organism in Eukaryota, Viridiplantae, Streptophyta, Magnoliopsida, Poales, Poaceae.
AUGGCUGAAGCAGAACCUGCCUCAAAUGCUGCUGCUGGCGACAAGAAAGAACAGCCAAAGGAUGAUGACGAUCUACUACAGCAGGCACUUGCAAUGUCAAUGGAGGAUGGUGCUUCAGGAUCUGCAGCUGUGACUGACUCUGCUAUGGCAGAAGCUGGUGCUGUUGACCCUGACUUGGCAUUGGCUCUUCAAAUGUCUGUCCAGGAUGCAAACAUGUCCAGUGACACUGAUAUGAGUAAGGUGUUUGAAGACAGAACGUUUGUGUCAUCUAUCCUUAAUUCGCUUCCUGGUGUUGAUCCCAAUGAUCCAUCUGUUAAAGAUUUGCUGGCAUCAUUGCACAGCCAGGGGGAGCAAGAGAAGAAGGAAGACAAGUCAGACAAAACAGAAGAUGAGAAGAACUGA